Messenger RNA from Xyrauchen texanus (razorback sucker), 2546 nucleotides. RefSeq names its product DNA repair protein XRCC4-like. Gene Ontology annotation, cellular component: DNA-dependent protein kinase-DNA ligase 4 complex; DNA ligase IV complex; nucleus. Gene Ontology annotation, molecular function: DNA binding. The transcript is spliced from 8 exons. The record is from RefSeq and is a predicted model, not a curated record. Bases 533 to 1405 code for a protein of 290 amino acids. Lineage: Eukaryota; Metazoa; Chordata; Actinopteri; Cypriniformes; Catostomidae. Gene Ontology annotation, biological process: response to X-ray; immunoglobulin V(D)J recombination; double-strand break repair via nonhomologous end joining.
CGAUAUUUUUGACAACACUACAUGAGGCAUUCAGUGUUUACAGGAAGCGAAUAUUAUAAAGUUAUAAAAGUUUUAAUUAGCUAUUCAUUUUUCACAGAUUCAUAUUGAUUCACUUCAGAAGACAUUAAUUGAUCGGCGAGAGUCAUGUGGAUAUAUCUUUGAUGCUGAGUACAUUUUUUUUUGGACCAUCAGAAAUUGGUGUCCAUUCACUUGCAUUGGAAAAAGUUAAACCUUUCACCUGGGAUUCUUUCCUAAAAAUCUUAACUCCUGUUCUGAUGAAGAAAGAAGGUCAUAUAAAUCUUGGAUGGCCUGAUGGUGAAUCAAUUAUCAGCAAAUUUUCAUUUUUGGGAGUCGCAGCACCAGUCUACGUCAGAUAUCUGUCACCUCUGAGCCUCAACGUACGUUCUUUCUCAAGCUUGAAUGGGCUGAAGAUCUCGGAUCUGGCUUUGUCAUCCUUCUGUCUGAUGUUGUUUCUGCAUGGAGCGGUGAAGUUUCAGAGGAGGAUGUGUCCCGGGAAGCCCAGGAGAUAGAGAUGGAAAGGGACCGGUAUGUUCGUUACCUGCACCUGGCUCUGACUGGAGAGGGACCGGUAGCGGAGGGGGAGUACAUCUUUCACCUGGCACCUGAGAGACCCGGCAGCCCCCUGCUGCAGCUGUCUUAUGAGAAGGUGCAGAGCGACAUCUCGUUCAGGCUCGGUGUGGUGGAGCUGCAGGCUGUACCGGAGCCCACUGAAGUCAUAAGGGAGCUUAUUAGUCAUGGCUUGGAGCUGAGCACACGUCUACAGGCCAAAAAUCAGCACCUGCUUGAGGAGAACCAGAAACUGAGGAGUGAGCAGGAGCACAUCACAACUGAGAUGGAAAGGUACAUCCAGGGAAAGGAGACCCUCGAAAGGGACCUCUACAGUCGCUUUGUGCUGGUUCUUAAUGAGAAGAAGGCCAAAAUUCGAACUCUGCAGGAGAGAGUCAAAGAACUCCAGGACUCUAUAGAUGAGCAUAAACUGAGAAGGAAGAAGGCAGUAAGUGAAGACAAAGAGGUGAGUGAAGCUGCAGCAGAUAAGAGCCCCGGGGAAGAUACCGAUUAUGGAGGUAGCACAGAAGAUGAACAGGAGGAAGAUUCAAUACAUCCCAACCCAAAACCUCUUCUACAAGAGAUGCCAGAAAACAGCCCGAUGGAUGACAGUCUGAAUGACAUUACAGAUGUGGCCCCCUGCCGCAAACGUCGCCAUCGCCAUCUGCAACAGCUAGAGACUCGAGCCAAACAGGCGGGACUGGACCAGCGACAGAGAACCAGAGAGAAGCCAAUGGAUGAGGCCAAAGCAGAGACGAGCAAAACUCCAAAGGUCCAACUGAAACCAACAACCAGUGUGACAAACCCUGAUCCAGAUGACCUUUUUGAUGAUAUAUGACCUCAAAGGAGCACCAUAUGUGAAAACAUGACUUGAGUACUGUUUGUAAGCUGUAGGAGUAACAAAAUGGUACUAAAAAUUAUAAAGUUUAUUUACAAUAGAUAUUAAUUCAAUCAAAUCUUUUUUAACAAUAACUACUUUUUUAACAACAAAAGGUGGCAAGAGGCAUGUCUAAAUAAAUAAAUUUUUAACUCUGUAAGGUGUGAAUAAAUGUGAUAAAUCUGAGUAUUUAUAUAAUUUCCAAAGAAAUGAUCUUGCUUUCUGAAUGGAUUUGUAUUAUAUAAUUAUCGCAAAUACUGAGGGUUAAGGGAUUUGAUUAAACCACUCUAAGAAAAUAUUACGUGUGUGUGUGUGUGUGUGUGUGUGUGUUACUUUUAUAUAGUGCUUUUUCAGACACUAAACUCAAAGCGCUUUACACAGUGAACAGGGUGACUCUAUUUAACCUCCACCAGUGUGCACCAGUACACUCACCACACACUAGCUAUUGGUGGGGAGGAGAGAGUAGAGUGAUGAAGCCAAUUUAUGGAUGAGGAUUAUUAGGAGGCCAUGAUUAAGAAGGGCCAAUGGGGGGAAUUUGGCCAGGACACCAGGGUUACACCCCUACUCUUUACGAGAUGUGUCUUGGGGGUUUUAAUGACCACAGAGAGUCAGGACCUCAGUUUAACGUCACAUCCGAAGGACGGUGCCUUUUUACAAUAUAGUGAUCCUGUCACUAUACUAGGGCUUUGGGACCCAUACAAACUGCAGGGUGAGCAACCCCUGCUGGCCUCCCCAAUACCACUCAGAACAGCAAUCUCAGUUUUUGGCCAGUACCGGAGGAGUCCCAUCCAGGUACUGGCCAGGUUCAACCUUGCUUAGCUUCAGUGGUCAUCUGGUCUUAAGGUGUGUGUGUGUGUGUGCGUGCGUGUGAAAAUGUAUGUUUUAUUUCACAUGACAUUAUUGCAUGUGAUUUGGCAGUUAAAUAUUGUAAUGAUAAUAAUUAAUUGAAAUAAAAAGUAUGAUUUACCUUAAAGUUAACAGUGAAAAUGUACAUUAUAUCAUACAAGACAAUGCAUGUACUUUUACAGUAAACCUUUGUAAAAAUUACAGUGCAAAAUAAAAUGUGGGAUUCCAGAAGUCCCUGUAUGACCGGUGUGUUUCU